Molecule: messenger RNA, 2529 nt
Organism: Halichondria panicea
Lineage: Eukaryota; Metazoa; Porifera; Demospongiae; Suberitida; Halichondriidae
Exons: 2
Coding region: 129-2339 (736 amino acids)
Biological process (GO): animal organ morphogenesis; tissue development; dendrite development
Cellular component (GO): basement membrane
Source: RefSeq, a predicted model, not a curated record
GUAUAGUGUCUCUUGCUGUCAGUUGAAUUUCCUGAAGAGUAUAAUAAUAAGUAUCUUGCAUGUGCUGCUUAUACUGACUGCUUGACAAGCUAAUCUAAAGUACAGUUGUAAAGUUUUGGGAUCUGAUCAUGACUGCUCAAAAACCAGGUAGCAACUGGUUAUUUGUUUUCUUGCUCCUUGGGGAUAUGAUCCAUACUUUUAUUUUGGAAUUGAUUGCAGCAAUAUCUCUACCAGAAUAUGAUGCGUUUCAACCAAAUUUAAUUGCAUUCUUGGUUGUAGGCUAUGCACUUGCUAUCCUUCCAGGAUGUUUCUAUGUUUUAGUAACAGAAGAGUAUUGUGCACGUGACUGUAUUUCUAAAUGUGUCUGUAAACCACUAUUAAAGUGUUAUGACUGUACAGACUGUACACGUGUGAAGAAGGAUUUCAUUGAUUUAAUCAAUAAACUCUGGGAUAAGUUUUUUAAACCGGGUUUUUGCGCUGUUUUUGGCCCAUUUCUCUACUAUUAUGGAAACAAUAUCACCAAGGUGGUCGACUUGUCUGGUGCCAGUAAUACAACUCAGGGUAAUAUUACUGAUAAUAAUGCUCUUGUUUUAUCGGACGAAUGGCUGAGAGCAUCUGCAGUAGCUGCACUUUUUGCAUUUAUACUAAUCAGCAAUAUUGACUGGCAGCCAAAUAGUGAAUCCAUGUAUUUGUGGGGACCAGUUGCAGACAUGCUCGUUAAAUUGGUUCCCCUUGAUGUUUUAUACAGUGCUUUGCUUCAAGUAGCUCGCAUCAAUAUGAUAUCCACGCCAACUAUGUUUUGCAGAGUAGUUGAUCAAGCUUUUUUUGGGGUAAUUUUCGGCAUUGCAAUUCUUUAUACAAUAUACUCUAUUUACCACAGUUGCACUAAGUAUAAGGAUAAGUGCUGCAGCUGCUGUAAAUGGCUUCUCGGUGUUGCAAUAGGGUUGAUCUUUGUAGUCUAUCUUUUAGCAGACAAACUUCUUCCGUUAAACUUUCUUCUUUGUUGGGUGUCUGUCGAUGAUGAUGUUGAAAUGGCUGCAGUUAUGAACACUUUAAAUCUUGUGAGAGCUAUUCUAAGCGGUACUUGUGCCAUAUCUGUACUUAGUCUUUUUUUCGUGCCUGAAUGCUUGUAUAUAUAUAGAACAUGUACAUGUAUAGGUAAGCGGCGCAUAACACAGGCUCAAUUGGCAACUCAAUUGGAGAAUGAUUUGAAUACUCUAUUGAAUACAAAGGACAAUGAGAUGGCUCAAUCGAUUGUUCAUUCGGUAGCUAUAUCAGUGGCUAAAUUAAAGGCUGCUGAUCAGUCCUCUCCAUUGAAAUACUCUGAUUUCAAGACUGCAAUGAGUAAUCACAGCAUAGAGGUGGCUAAAUUGGUGGGUGGAUUGUAUGCUGCACAGGGAUUGGAUGCACAACAGCAAUGGAAUGAUGCUUUAUUGGAUGAUGCACAACUGCAGACAUUGAAGACGGUUGCACAAUCUCUAUUUGAUGAUGCACACGAUAAAUUGAAUACUGCUAGACAGCGAUUGAAUUAUGCUGCACAGCAAUUGAUUGAUGAUGCAUUGAAUGAUGAUGCAUUGAAUGAUGAUGCAUUGAAUGAUGAUGCACAGCAAUUGAAGAAUGCUACACAGCAAUUGAUUGGUGCUGCAACACAACAAUUGAAUGGUACUGCACUGCAAUUGAAUGUUGCUGCAACACAGCAAUUGAAUGUAGCUGCACAACAAUUGAAUGAUACUGAACAGCAAUUGAAUGUUGAAACACAGCAAUUGAAUGAUGCUGUACAGCAAUUGAAUAAUGCUGCACAGCAAUUGAAUGAUGUUGCACAGCAAUUGAAUGAUGUUGCACAGCAAUUGAAUAAUGCUGCACAGCAAUUGAAUGAUGCUGCACAGCAAUUGAAUGAUGCUGCACAGCAAUUGAAUGAUGCUGAACAGCAAUUGAAUGAUGCUGCACAACAAUUGAAUGUUGAAACACAGCAAUUGAAUGAUGCUGAACAGCAAUUGAAUGAUGUUGCACAGCAAUUGAAUGAUGUUGCACAGCAAUUGAAUAAUGCUGCACAGCAAUUGAAUGAUGCUGAACAGCAAUUGAAUAAUGCUGCACAGCAAUUGAAUGAUGCUGCUGCACAGCAAUUGAAUGAUGCUGAACAGCAAUUGAAUGAUGCUGCACAGAAAUUGAAUGAUGUUGAAACACUGCAAUUGAAUGAUGUUGCACAGCAAUUGAAUGAUGCUGCACAGCAAUUGAAUACUGCACUUGUACAGCACUUGCAAUUGACUAAUGAACAGAAAUCUGCAUUUGAAUCGAUGAAUACUUUGAUAAAGAAAAUGGUUGACUUAACUGUAAUAUAAUACAGACAGACUGCAUGCAUGAUUGACUCUGGAUAGACAGUAUAGAGUCUAUAAGAUAUUUAAAUUAGAGCAUGUGUUUUAAUUGUGAUCCUUCAAUAGUUAUAAUUUAUGUUAGUUGUAUUGCAGAUCUACAACUUUAAUUGGAGAAAACGUUUUAAUAGCAUAUAAGUAUAAGAGAGUGUAUAUUUUA